CCUACCUUCCCUAAUCGGUCUAUUAUACAUGAAGCCCGGUAGAAAACGAAUCAUUUAGACCAAACCAACCCAACUUCCUGGUUCGGCGAGUGAGAAUUGACAAGUAGAAACAAAAUCCCUCUCGCACUAGUUUCUGAAAAACCCCUCUAAACCUCUCAGUAGCUCCUGCUUCCUUUGUUUCCUGUGUUCAGAUUUAAUUAAAACAACCAUGGAUGAUAAUCUAUAUGAUGAGUUUGGAAACUACAUUGGUCCGGAAAUCGAGUCUGACCAAGAUAGUGACCGUGAGGAAGAAGAAGAAGAAGAUCUUCCAGAGAAGCCUCACGAAGAUCAUGAUAUGGUGUCUGAUGGUGAUGAGGAAAUUAAUGGUUCGAAUGGAUGGCUUACCACUUCUAAUAAUGAUGUUGAUAUGGAUAAUCAGAUUGUUCUUGCUGAAGACAAGAAAUAUUAUCCGACUGCUGAAGAGGUUUACGGUGAAGAUGUUGAAACUUUAGUUAUGGAUGAAGACGAGCAACCUCUUGAACAACCUAUUAUUAAGCCUGUGAGAAACAUCAAGUUUGAGGUUGGUGUUAAGGAUUCGUCGACUUAUGUGUCUAGUCAGUUCCUUGUUGGUCUCAUGUCGAAUCCUUCUUUGGUUCGUAAUGUUGCUCUUGUGGGUCAUUUACAACAUGGGAAGACCUUAUUUAUGGAUAUGUUGGUUGAGCAAACACAUCAUAUGCCUACAUUUGAUAUGAACAGUGAGAAGCAUAUGAGGUAUACAGAUACAAGGAUUGAUGAGCAAGAAAGAAGGAUAUCUAUUAAGGCAGUUCCAAUGUCGCUUGUUCUUGAAGAUAGUAAUUCAAAAUCAUACCUUUGUAACAUCAUGGAUACUCCUGGUCAUGUUAACUUCUCUGAUGAAAUGACUGCUGCUCUUAGGAUUGCUGAUGGUGCUGUGUUGAUUGUGGAUGCGGCAGAAGGAGUUAUGGUAAAUACAGAGAGGGCCAUACGCCAUGCAAUCCAGGAGCGCUUGCCUAUCGUAUUAGUGAUCAAUAAGGUUGACAGGUUAAUAACAGAGCUUAAACUGCCCCCAAAGGAUGCUUACCAUAAGCUUAGGCAUACGCUUGAAGUUAUUAAUAACCACAUAACUGCUGGCUCUUCAACUGCUGGAAGUGUCCAAGUUAUAGAUCCGGCUGCUGGGAAUGUUUGUUUUGCAAGUGCUAAUGCAGGAUGGUCCUUCACUUUGCAAUCAUUUGCUAAACUAUAUCUCAAACUCCAUGGCAUCCCAUUUGAUGCUGACAAAUUUGCAUCUCGUCUUUGGGGAGAUUGGUAUUAUCAUCCAGAUACCAGGGCUUUCAAGAAAAAAUCCCCUGCAAGUGGAGGUGAAAGAUCCUUUGUCCAUUUUGUGCUGGAGCCCCUCUACAAGAUAUAUAGUCAAGUGAUUGGAGAACACAAGAAGAGUGUGGAGGCUACUCUUGCUGAGCUUGGUGUCACUCUCCCCAAUGCAGCUUAUAAAUUAAAUGUUAGGCCUUUGCUAAGGCUGGCAUGCAGCAGAGUUUUUGGCUCAGCCUCAGGCUUUACUGAUAUGCUGGUUCAGCAUAUACCUUCUGCUAAGAAUGCUGCAGCUAAAAAGGUUGAUCAUGUAUACACAGGGCCAAAAGAUUCAACAAUUUACAAGGCCAUGGUAGAUUGUAAUCCUUCUGGCCCAUUAAUGGUUAAUGUGACCAAACUGUAUCCCAAGUCCGAUUGCAGUUCCUUUGAUGCUUUCGGUAGGGUUUAUAGUGGUCAAAUUUUGACAGGACAGUCUGUAAAAGUGUUGGGAGAAGGCUAUUCACCAGAUGAUGAGGAGGACAUGACUGUAAAAGAAGUGACAAAAUUAUGGGUAUAUCAAGCUCGGUACAGGUUACCAAUAAGUAUGGCACCUCCUGGCUCUUGGGUUCUCAUUGAAGGCGUGGAUGCUUCAAUUAUGAAAACGGCAACACUCUGUAAUGUGAAUUAUACCUAUGAAGAUGUUUACAUAUUCCGGCCUCUUCAAUUCAAUACUCUUCCAGUUGUGAAAACUGCUACGGAGCCACUCAAUCCAAGUGAAUUGCCAAAAAUGGUGGAGGGUCUAAGGAAGAUCAGUAAAAGCUAUCCUCUAGCCAUCACAAAAGUUGAAGAGUCUGGAGAGCACACAAUUCUUGGUACUGGAGAGUUAUAUUUGGAUUCUAUAAUGAAGGACCUUAGAGAGCUCUACUCUGAAGUAGAAGUCAAGGUGGCAGAUCCUGUUGUCUCUUUUUGUGAAACAGUGGUUGAGUCUUCAUCAAUGAAAUGUUUUGCUGAAACACCCAAUAAGAAGAAUAAAAUAACCAUGAUUGCAGAGCCAUUGGAGAAAGGGCUUGCUGAAGACAUUGAGAAUGGGGUUGUAAGCAUCGAUUGGAACCGUAAAGCACUUGGUGAUUUCUUCAAGACAAAAUAUGACUGGGAUUUGCUUGCAGCACGAUCCAUAUGGGCAUUCGGCCCUGACAAGCAGGGGCCUAACAUUUUAUUGGACGACACACUACCUAGUGAAGUUGACAAAACAUUGCUGAGUGCUGUCAAGGAUUCUAUUGUUCAAGGUUUUCAGUGGGGUGCACGAGAAGGACCGCUAUGUGACGAACCAAUCAGAAAUGUUAAGUUCAAAAUAGUUGAUGCUAGGAUUGCACAGUUACCACUGGAUAGAGGAUCUGGUCAGAUUAUUCCCACUUCCCGACGAGUCGCCUAUUCAGCCUUUCUGAUGGCAACCCCUCGACUCAUGGAACCAGUAUACUACGUGGAGAUACAAACACCAAUCGACUGUCUCUCUGCAAUAUAUACAGUGUUAUCUCGUAGACGUGGACAUGUUACAGCAGAUGUUCCGCAGCCUGGGACUCCAGCUUACAUUGUGAAGGCAUUUCUACCUGUAAUAGAGUCAUUUGGUUUUGAGACGGACUUGAGGUACCAUACCCAAGGGCAAGCAUUUUGCCUUUCAGUCUUUGAUCAUUGGGCCAUAGUACCUGGAGAUCCCCUUGACAAGAGCAUAGCUCUGCGGCCACUCGAACCCGCACCAAUUCAGCACCUUGCUCGCGAAUUUAUGGUAAAGACAAGGCGUCGCAAGGGAAUGAGUGAAGACGUUAGCAUAAACAAGUUCUUCGAUGAGGCUAUGGUGGUGGAGCUUGCUCAUCAAGCAGCUGAUAUUCAUCAACAGAUGAUAUGAUGUUUCCUAUAUGUGUGCAUGCUUGGCGGAGAAAUGCAGCUGAAGGAUGUUGCAACAGUGAUUUUAUUCUUAGCACUUCCUGUCCAAACCUUGAUUUGAGAUGAUGACACAGUUAGAUAUCAAAUGUUGAGCUGCUAAUUGUAGAAGAAUACUAACGCACCCUCAACCUCACUUUUAAUGUUCCUGAUCCGAUGGGCUUUGCCAUACGCACUAUUAGCCAAAAAGCGCUGAAAGAACCAUAAGUUUUGCAUUUUAUGUAGUUCUGUAUUAUUCAUUCUUCGAAAGUAUGCAAUUUGUAGGAAAUCUGUCCUACUUCUGUAA
Molecule: messenger RNA, 3508 nt
Organism: Ricinus communis (castor bean)
Lineage: Eukaryota; Viridiplantae; Streptophyta; Magnoliopsida; Malpighiales; Euphorbiaceae
Product: 110 kDa U5 small nuclear ribonucleoprotein component CLO
Exons: 11
Coding region: 209-3187 (992 amino acids)
Biological process (GO): mRNA splicing, via spliceosome
Cellular component (GO): cytosol; U2-type catalytic step 2 spliceosome; U4/U6 x U5 tri-snRNP complex
Molecular function (GO): U5 snRNA binding; GTPase activity; GTP binding
Source: RefSeq, a predicted model, not a curated record